Molecule: messenger RNA, 3587 nt
Organism: Branchiostoma belcheri (Belcher's lancelet)
Lineage: Eukaryota; Metazoa; Chordata; Leptocardii; Amphioxiformes; Branchiostomatidae
Product: methenyltetrahydrofolate synthase domain-containing protein-like
Exons: 9
Coding region: 1370-2713 (447 amino acids)
Cellular component (GO): cytoplasm
Molecular function (GO): RNA binding
Source: RefSeq, a predicted model, not a curated record
AUUGGGACUUGGUGUUGGUCACGUAAAGUUUAACUGUUAUCAUAAUGCUGAUACUAGUACUUUAUCUUCUGACUUCCAAAGUGUAAAAUGUCUGUUAUUUAAUCAUGCUAUACCCAAGCAUGUUAAAAAAAUCAUGAAUGAUGAAGCUAAUCAAGGAGGCUAAAUACUUGUAUUUAACCUCCUUGAGUGAAUCAUGCUCAACAGGGGAAAAUACCUAACAAUGUUGCCAUUGUGUUUGGUUCAUUUUGGACAGUGAUGAUAAAAUGCGCAAACAUUUGGCAUUAAAUGUGUUUUCACUGUACACUAAUGUAGUUCAUUUUUCUUAAUAGAUUGCUGCAGGCUAAGAAGGCAGACAGUGCUCAAAGUUCAUGUUAAAAAAAAAACUUUUUGCCAUUGUUACAAUAAGAUUAUUGCCUUACUGAAAGUGAAGCAGGAAAACAAAACUUAUCUUGCUACAUAGGUAAAGAAAGCAGUGUAGUGCUAGAUGUCAAAUCUUUUAUUUAUUCCUGAGAAUCAUAAUGGUAUCUUUGUUACAAAAACAUGGCUAAUCAGCCUUAUGGUUUGUAGUUUGUUAUGCCGAGCAACGUUUGUAGAGUAGAGUAGAUGUCUUCGGUAUUAAAGGUAGGAGCUUAGUUCCAGUUUAGGCCGUAUAAUAAUUUGUACUGUGACUCGAGUCACUCGACACACAGUUGAUCAUUAGCUCCCUGGUGAUACAAAACUUUCCCUAGCAAAAUAUGCACUACUUUUAUUUUACAAGGGAGGUAAGAGGAAGAAGAAAAACUGUAGCUCCUUGGUCAGAAGUUGUGACAGCAUGCACUGAGGCUGAUCGGGCUGUGAAAUUACUGAUUGUAUGCUGCUGAGGAACCACCAAAUUAUUGUUCACAUACUUUCUUUGAAUCCCCGGGACUGCACAGCAAAUACCACAGGCAACGUUGUUCGUCGAAACACGUUGCUACAAGAGCGAGAGACGACGGAACGAGACAAAGAAACGUUAUUUUUUUCCAACACGGGCGCCGCCAUCUUUUUCAGUGGACCAAACUACUCUCGAGGAGGAGUGAGCUGAAGAUCGGGAUAGUCAAUUUGAGAAGCAGUCUAAAACAGGACUGUAUCAAUAGCUUAUAUAAUAAUGUGAUGAAAAAUGUAAAUAUAAGAAUCUAUCAUCAAUGAAUUUUGAAAUAUUUGGAAUGGAAUAAAAAUUUCACUACCACCCCCCAAUUAGGACAGAAGUGUAACAGGCUGGAUUCGGGUCGAAGGUCAAGAUAUUUCGUAACUGGAUCUUUCCGGCGUCCACCUUUUUCCCCAUCCAUAUAUUGUAGACUGUUAUUGCAAAUUUGUAGAAACUAACGCGUUCAAAACCAAGUGAGAAGUCAUGUCUGACUCAGGAGGACUGGUUGAGAGUGAGACAGGGUCAGGGGACGAAAAGAACGUCCCUGCAGCAACAGUAUCUUCCCCAGGUGUGACAAAGUGGAGCAUCCGACAGCAGAUUUGGGACCACAUUGAGAAAAAUGACCUUGCCAACUUCCCUCGGCCAGUACAUCAUCGCAUCCCAAACUUUAAGAAUGCUGCUGCAGCUGCAGAAAAGAUUACUGCACUCAAGCCUUUCCAACAGGCACGGUUUGUGAAAGUCAACCCAGACAAGCCCCAGGAAAAUGUCCGGUUCCUCAUCAUGGAGGCAGGUAAGACCCUCCUUGUGCCAACCCCCCGUCUGAGGAAUGGACUGUUCAACAGGAUCACUCCACCUGCUGGUGCCAACAAGCAGUCACUCAGGACCUGUGCAACAAGACAGGGUAUUGAUAAGCACAGCAUUCCUGUAGGGCUGGAUGACAUGGUCAAGAUAGACCUUGUAGUCUGUGGGUCUGUCGCUGUGUCUAGGAAAGGCUACAGGAUAGGAAAAGGAGAGGGGUUUGGAGACAUGGAGUGGGCUAUGUUAGUAACCAUGGGAGCUGUCACCCCAGACACUAUCAUUGUCACUACAGUUCAUGACUGUCAGGUGAUUGACAUCCCAGAAGAGCUGGUUGAGUCACAUGACAUCACCGUGGAUUGGAUCUUGACCCCAACUGAGGUCAUCCAGACCAACUGUCAGCGACCCAAACCACAAGGCAUUAUCUGGUCCAAGGUGGAUGCAGAAAUGUUACAGCAGAUUCCCAUUCUGCGGAAACUGCGACAGAAAGAGAGGGCUGCUGGGAAGGACGUGCAGAUAAAGGCUGAAGGAGAAUCAACAAAGGAUGUACAAAAAAGGGCCGAAGAAAAAUCUGGAGAACCUGCUAAAGACAAAGAGAAAGGCAAGAGGAGGCAGCCUAGAGGCAAGCCAAGAGAAAAGUCCACAAGGGAAAGGAAGCAGAAAGCACAAGUAGCAGACACACCUAACAAUCAGGACAAGAACUCUGCUGGGGAGGCCAGGAAGAGGCCACCACAGGACAGAGAUCCUUCUCUCACUUUGUGGGUGGGAAAACUUCCAGGGUCACUGAGGGUCAGCAACUUUAAAAAUCACCUUCGAGAGAGCAAUAUCAACCCGCUGCGUGUGAUCUGGAAGGGGAAUCGUGGGUUCGCUUUUCUAGAGUUCAAAGAAGCAAGUGAUGUUGAUGAGGCAGUGAAGAAACUGCAGGAGCUGGAGAUCAGUGGUAAAAAGGUCACAGUGGAAAGGGCAAAGGGCAGAGAGGAGAUGAGAAUGAAGAAAGCUGAUGGCAAACCAGAGGAGAAUGCUGUGAACUAAAUGGGAAAUGGCAAUAAUAGCUUGCAAGAGCAACAAUAUGAAAAAUGCUAAAUGCUGACCAUCAGUAGCUUUCGUUCUUAAUCUGAUGUCUUCCAUAGAGUAAUAUGCUAUGUAUUAUAUAAUUAUGAUAAUAGCCAAUGGUGGAAGAAUACCUCAUUAUGCUAAAUGUUGCCAUUAUGUUUGGUUCAUUUUGGACAGUGAUGAUAAAAGGCUCAAACGUUAAAUGGCACUAAAUUUGUCAGCAUUGUACACCAAUGUGUUUUUUUUCCUUGUCAAAAACUGAAUAUGUAAUUACCUGAGGGCUAAGAGGGCAGACAAUGCUCAAAAUGGUAUGUUAAGAAAAGCUUCUUGUAACAAGAUACCCUUGUCUUCCUGAAGGUGAAAUGGUAAAACGAAUGUACAUUUACAUGUACACUGCAGUAAUGCAGUGUAGUGCUAGAUGUCUCUUCUGUAGUUGUAGGCAGAAGCUGCCAGUUCCAUAUUUAAUGCUUGAAACAUGGCAAUUAUAAACUCAUUUCUUUGAAGAUAACCCCUUGCUCUUACCAAGGUGGUUGAUACCUCCAUGCUCAAAGAGUUUCAAAAAGUUGUUGAUGGUAACUGACAAGCACAGACAAGACCAUUUGAAAGGAAGUUUAGUUUAAGUUUAAAAUUCAUGACACUGAUUGUCAACAGAUGAAAUUUCUGUAACUGAUACUCCAGAGAAGAUGAGAAGAAAUGGGAGAAACUAUGCCAGAUAGACUGUUGGGAGAUCACUCACCUGUUCAGCUUCAUUAUUCACGAGAGAAUCAUGAGGCCUGUAGGCAGCUUUUCAUUGAGGUUGUGAGGGAAAAGGUAAGGGUCAGACAAAAUAAAUAACAAGGAUGCAGGUUAAAUC